Molecule: messenger RNA, 1293 nt
Organism: Papilio machaon (common yellow swallowtail)
Lineage: Eukaryota; Metazoa; Arthropoda; Insecta; Lepidoptera; Papilionidae
Gene: E(spl)malpha
Product: enhancer of split malpha protein
Exons: 1
Coding region: 140-616 (158 amino acids)
Biological process (GO): Notch signaling pathway; sensory organ development
Source: RefSeq, a predicted model, not a curated record
GGGAGAGCUUUUCAUACACGCGGAGCUUUUGUGCCGGGGGCGGCGCGCCGGGUAUAAAAGGGCGAGCCGGUCUUGCAGCCCCACAUUCCCGCUUCUACUCUCACAAGCAACACACGUUCUAUCGAAACAACUUUCCAAAAUGUCUUACUACGCUAACAACGAGUACAUCAUCUCGACUAACAACUCGAUCAAUGAGAACAAAUACAACAGUGAUAAGGCGAAAAACAGUGGCUUCAAAGCACUGUUGAAGCCUUUGAUGAAGAUCAUCAAGAAAACAACAAAACGUGCUCCCGUGAAACAAUGCGACACGUCCUACGAGAGCGAGCAGAACUCCAGCAACGAAAUGUUGGAAAAGAAAAUCUACGAGGAAAUGGAUAACUGCCAAUCCGGAGCGGCUUUCCUCGUUUGCAACGAAGAUGAGAGCUACGACCUCGUGCCUGUCGCACGCGAAGACUUCUACAUCCCCGUUCACUUCGCACGCACCGAUGCCGGAACCUUCUUCUGGACCACCGUCUCCAAAACCGAAGGCGACUUCGCAGCGGCCUCCUGUUACACCGAAUGCCAGACCGCGGAGCAGCAACACCCCGUGUUCCAAGACCGCUGGGUCCAAGCCUAAACUGACAACGACUUCCGACAACAAUCAGUGUCUUCCGUGGAACCAGUGCUCGCUCCGUUGGUUUCCUCAACCGUCUGUGAUGUUAGCUUUAAAUAUAGUUCUAUUGUGCCAUAUAUAGUUAGGUUUUAGGGAUCUCGUGAUAACUCCAGUAAAAGCUUUAAUUAUCGAUUCGUUGGAUGUGAUAUUUUUUGUAUUGUAUAAAUUAAUGAUAGGUUUAGGCUUAUUGUGAUCGAAUACUGAGCUUUAAUUGUAUUAGGGGGUAAUAAUUUAUUUAUGUUUAAUGCAUUUUUAACACGUUGAAAUAAAAGAAUGAUUAAGAAUAUUUCCUAUCUUUUACUUAUGCAACCCGCUUGAUACAGAGAACACACAAACAUUUAAAUGAUUACGAUUCAAUGUAACGAUAGUUGGCGGUUCCUUGGCUCGAGCCUCGGCUUGGAACCUGUAUGAGAAGUGGUCAGACGGGAUGUGGGCGCGAAGCGCGGGCUAUACUUAUCUCGUGGCUCGCUUCGGCGCGGGCGGCGUUGGACCGCAUUACUGCGCCCGCGCACGUGCACGCCCGGCGGCCACGCUACUGGAUUUAUAAAAUACUUUUUGUUGAUUACCGCGCUUUCACUGCAUUAAAUGGAUGCAACAUAAAUAAUUUAUCAUUUCUGUACCUAAUCUAUUGUUGGAUGAAA